This is a messenger RNA of Ectocarpus siliculosus, 2524 nucleotides long. The record is from the annotation of a GenBank genome assembly. NCBI's taxonomy places the organism in Eukaryota, Phaeophyceae, Ectocarpales, Ectocarpaceae.
AUGUUCCCGGCCGGGUUGCAUGUGGUCGACGGUGCAGCGGCUGCUGCAACUGUGGAUGGCAGCACGCUGAGGGAGGCGAUUCUGAGAAGCUCGGGGCUGUCCGGCGAGCAUCCCCUCCCGCAGGCGCUGGUCGACGCCAUGACGGACACCCACACCACUACACCCACCAACACCACCAACAAGAAACCCAGCUCCGGUGCUGAUGUCCCUGGUGAUUUCAUGCCCAACCUGUGGUUGGUGCUACAGUCACCGACCAACCUACCUCCCGCUGAGGGGGAAGGACUCCCUGACUGGCUUGCCUUGUCGAUGAUGGAGGCGCUUGACGCUUGCGAGUCGGUCCCGCCGGCGAUCGUCUCCUGCGUUCCUCCUCCUCCUCCAUCGCCAGCACCAGCCUCAUCACCAUCGUCGUCUUCGCCGCCGCCGGUGUUAUCCUUCGACGCUGCGCUGCUGGACAUGCCUCUGGCUGACUUGUGGAGGCGAGAGGCCAGGCGCCACUUCGCCGAGAACGGCCUAUCCGAGCCGCUGAAAGUGCACGGGACCGAGUGGUCCCCCUCGAGCCGGGGUGUGAACGUGGCGAUGAAUCUUGAGUUGGACGGGUCGUGGGUGCCCUCGUCGAAUGACCCGGGGGGGGAACGGUGGGACACAAGCAAGCUGGUGGUGUUAGACGGUCUUGUGGAUGAGGACCUCUGCAGAGAGUUGCUUGAUCUAGUCACAGAGCCUGGAUGGGCCACGAAACCACCACCUGUGCCAGCGACACCGGGAACGACGGCGGCAGCACUAUCGCUCGAUCAGCCGACAUCCGGCAACGAGGGAACGCCGGUACGAGAACGGCCACCGCCGUCGAAGUGGGAGCGGGGUCUGACCGAUGUGGACGAGGAGGAGGAGGAGGAAGAGGGGGGAGGGAGAGGGGCGGGGCCAGGCAGCUGGGGCUUGACGGAGGAGGCCAUGGAAUGGUUGUGCCGAGACGGGAAGCACCCGGCGAUUGUAGAGCUCCAAUCCAGGCUGUGCAAGCUCUACCCAGACUUCGAGAUAUCGCACAUGCCCGAGGCGGUCAUGGGUCCCAGCACCGCACGUAUGGUGGCCAACGCCCCCGUUUACGGCGACCGUUUUUCGUGGCACGUCGACGCCGACCCGGCGGCCUUUCCGCCGUCGCCCUGGCGGGAUCACUUCGGGACCUACACCAACAGGGAGCCGGGGAUGCCUCUCUUCGCGACGCUGCUGAUUUACCUCGACGCGGACUGGCGGAGGGAGUGGGACGCGGAGACGCUCUUCCUCGACCCCCCUACCGGCACCGGGGUGUUCGUUAGGCCGAGGGCGGGGCGGGUCAUCGUGAUGGACCAGGACGUCACGCACCGGAUUUCCACUCCGUCCCAGAUGGCCAAGCGACCACGGUACAGCCUAGUCCUGAAGCUCAUCUUCUUCUCGAAGCAGCACGGGCGCUACGACAACCGCUCAUCUUCUUCACCGUUUCCCGGAACAACACAAACCACUUCCGGUACCACCCCCGGUUCGGCGGCGGCACCUCACGGAGCCCCCGGUGUUUCCCACGCGCCGGCAGAGCCGUGCAUUUCCUCCCUCUCGGCCCUUCGACCCAUGAAAGAAAACUCGCAGAGGGGUGGGCGUGUGAGGUUUGGAUCCUCUUCUGAAUCAUCGUCUGAGCGAGCGCGUCCCUCGGGGAGGUCAUCGUCUCCCGACAGCACCCCCCCCGCCGCGGUGCCGGUGCCACCGCCGCCUUUCCAGGAUGAUGCUACUGGUGCUGCCGGUGGUCUCGAACCUUUGGAUGCGGAAUCACCGUUGGUGGAAGUGAGGCCUGUCGGGGCCAAGGGGAAGGGGCUGUUCUCCACAAGGCCAAUCGCCAAAGGCGUACCUGUUGCGUUUUACUCGGGGGAGGUGCUGACGGCCGAGCAGCUGGACGACCGAUAUCCCGGCUUCGAAGGCUCGGACUACGUCAUGCAGCUGGGUCCGGACCGAUAUCUGGACGCACGGGACCCGGAAAAGUCGAGCAUCGCCAGGUACGCCAACCACAGCGGACGGCCUAACCUUGUUGUCGAGAUUCGACCUGUCGACGGCAACGGCGCCGCGGCCGUCGCUGCUACCGCGAGCAGCGGUUUUCCCAACGGGGAAGGGGUGGCGCUUACGACUCUUCGAGACGUGGUUGGAGGAGAGGAGCUGACUUUCGACUACGGCGAAGAGUUUUUCGACGGAGACGAUGACGAGGGCAGCGUCAUCGAGGACGGCUUGGACAUGCAACAACUCCUUGGCGGGAUAGACUGGGGCUCGAACACCCUGUCCAUGUAGAUGGAAGGCCUCAUGUUCAUUGCCACAUAGCAUGAGAUUCGUGCGUGAUGGAAUACACGGUUGGUAUUGUUUCCAAAAGUUCUGCAUCGGCACUCCGAGAGCGGUUUAACCCUCCAGUUCCUCCUUUUCAAUUGCCGGAAAUAUGUCAGCCCUUCGCCCAAUGUAACUACACAGAGGGUCGCCAAACAAACUCCACCCUGUACGUGCCAAGUUUCUGUGUCCUCUA